Molecule: messenger RNA, 1008 nt
Organism: Lodderomyces oxycetoniae
Lineage: Eukaryota; Fungi; Ascomycota; Pichiomycetes; Serinales; Debaryomycetaceae
Exons: 1
Coding region: 1-1008 (335 amino acids)
Cellular component (GO): mitochondrion
Source: RefSeq, a predicted model, not a curated record
AUGGAUUUUGAAGAGCUUGGCCAGUUCAUUAAAGAUUCCGCAACUAUCGUGAAAGCCAGGGAGAAGGAAACAACACACGGGCUUAAUGCCGACUUUCAUGGGCUAAGUCAGUUUAUCGAGGAAGCAUAUAGUAAGAAAGAAAACGAAUACUAUAAAUACCCCGACGAAUACAAAAUAGACAUGAACUCAAUGAUUACCAGUUAUAAAGCUAACAAGUCGGCGAGUCUCAAAAGUAAUGUAUCUCCGACAUUUCAAAGUCGGGUCACAAUAGAAUCGUUAGAUCCGAGACUAAAAGCGAGAUUAUACAGCGAGUGUAAAUCGGCGCUAACGCCCACCCUUGAACAUAUCGACAAUCUAGCAUCAUCACAAGAAGUGUAUAAUUUUUAUCUGAAGAUAUUGCAAGAUGUGUUGGACAAGUUGGCAACAAUCCAAAAAACACCGGGUUUAAACAGUGAUUUUUACUUGAGACUGAUAUUGCACCAAAAUCAAAGAAACCAGUGGUCUACAUUACAUGACGUAUUAAUAGAAAAGAUUCGACAAGAAAGUGCCAACGACCCAGUGAAGCCAUUAUACAACAUCAUCACAUUACCAAUUAUCACCAAUCACGUUUUCAAACUCCUAGGAACGAAAUUUUUCAAAGGUGAGUUGUUGAUGACGAUCUUCAAUAUGUUAAAGGAGGAUUUCCAUUUGCACACGUUAUGCUGCAACCAACAAGCAUUUAAUGAGGUGUUGAAAACAUGUUGGAUAUACUAUGGCAACAUUGAUCUUUUUGAGUUUGAGAAAAUAUUUACAGAAAUGACCUUUUUAGGCUACGGGGGAGACUACACUACGUAUAAUAUACUAAAAAUUGUUAUCGAAGAGUAUGAUGCCUUACUGAAUGGUAAGUCUGUGUUUAACGAGUCUGGCUCAAAAGUGUUGACAAAGGAGGACAAUAAAAGAAUGAAGUUUUUAGAAAAGGAGUUUCAAAGAUUAAAAAUUAAUCUUGAAAAUAGCUUCAUGCGACACUAG